UCUGCCCCAGCUGUGCCAACGUCCUAACCGUCUCAGCCAUGGAGACGGGCAAGAACCGACUCGAGUGCCGAACCUGUCCGUACGAGUUCGCCAUCAACGAGCCCCUCUUCAGCCGCAAGGAGUUUGCGCGCAAGGAGCGCGAGGACGUCUUUGGCGGGCCCGGCGCGUGGGACAAUGCGCAAAAGGGUCGCGUGCAGUGCCCCGCCGAUAAUUGCGACGGCGAGGAGGCUGCAUUCUUCCAGGUCCAGAUCCGCAGUGCCGAUGAGCCGAUGACGAGCUUUUACAAGUGCAUGACUUGUGGUCAUAGAUGGCGUGAGAACUGA
Molecule: messenger RNA, 323 nt
Organism: Pyricularia pennisetigena
Lineage: Eukaryota; Fungi; Ascomycota; Sordariomycetes; Magnaporthales; Pyriculariaceae
Exons: 2
Coding region: 39-323 (94 amino acids)
Biological process (GO): termination of RNA polymerase III transcription; DNA-templated transcription
Cellular component (GO): RNA polymerase III complex
Molecular function (GO): nucleic acid binding; zinc ion binding; DNA-directed RNA polymerase activity
Source: RefSeq, a predicted model, not a curated record